UUGACAUCAAGUGAUAUGGGCUGGGUUUUCGUAGUUCCCGAACAUUUCCCAAGUUUUUAUUUUAAAAGUUUGAAUUCGUGCCUUGUUUUUUCCUUGUGAAUUAGUUUAAUUCCUGCUGUAAAAGAUAAUGCCUCUCGCUGUAAGCAUAGAACAACAACAUUCGACGAAACAUAAGAUACCAAUUUAUUGCUGCGGCUGACUAUAUUAGUUUCAAAAAUUAUCUUCAAACGCAUAAAAAUGUUGGGGAGGAAGCAGAGCUUGAAAGGGGAACCAGUUUUAGCGGAUUAUGGGCCCGAGGAGUCAUUAAAUGAAAGUGCCGACAUAGAAUGGGUAAAUAAGUUGUGGGUCAGAAGGAUAUUAAGAUCAUGUGCUCUGCUAAGUUUGUUGUCUGUUUCUCUGAAUACGCCAAAAUCUUUCGAAAAAUACCCCUAUCUUCAGACAGUAACUUUUGCUGUGGACUGCUGUGUUACUCUCUUGUUUACAGCAGAAAUGAUUGCAAAAAUGCACAUCAGAGGCAUCUUGAAGGGUGAUGUAGCAUACCUAAAAGAUCACUGGUGCCAAUUUGAUGCUUCUAUGGUAUUCCUCCUUUGGGUGUCUGUUUUGUUGCAAAUGUUUGAACUGACUGGAAUUGUGCCAAGAUACAGCUAUCUCAGUAUACUGCGGGCCCCAAGACCACUGAUCAUGAUCCGUUUCCUCAGAGUCUUCCUUAAAUUCUCCAUGCCAAAAUCUAGGAUUAAUCAAAUAUUCAAGAGAUCAAGCCAGCAGAUCUACAAUGUGACCCUAUUCUUCCUCUUCUUCAUGUCUUUGUACAGUUUGUUGGGAGUCCAAUUCUUUGGAGAAUUGACUCAUCACUGUGUCAGGAACACAACUGACCCUGAUCAUAUAACCAUCAAUUCUCUGGCCAUUCCUGAUACAUUUUGUUCACCUGACCCUGGUUCUGGAUAUCAAUGCCCUUCUGGAAUGAAAUGCAUGAAAUUGAAACUAUCUAAAUAUAUUAUGGGCUUCAAUGGAUUUGAAGAGUUUGCAACAAGUCUAUUUACUGUCUAUCAGGCUUCCUCCCAAGAAGGAUGGGUGUUCAUUAUGUAUAGAGCCAUUGAUUCACUGCCCACCUGGCGAUCAGCCCUCUAUUUCAGCACAAUGAUUUUCUUCCUAGCUUGGUUGGUGAAGAAUGUGUUCAUUGCUGUAAUAACCGAAACUUUCAAUGAGAUUAGGGUACAGUUCCAGCAAAUGUGGGGUGUAAGGAACCCAAUUACAAAAGGAAGCACCACACAGUUCUUUACAGGUGAUGACAAUGGCUGGAAACUCGUUACCAUUGAUGAGAACAAGCAUUCAGGCAGUGCUCCAGAAAUAUUUCACAAGAUGUUGCGUUCAGCAUACUUUCGACUGCUAGUGAUGGGUGUUGUUCUAGCAAAUGGAAUAAUCACAGCAACAAUGCAUUUUAAACAUGAUGAUCAUCCUAGAGAAUUCUUCUAUGAAAAAUAUUACUAUAUUGAGAUUGCAUUUACCAUAUUUUUGGAUUUGGAAGCCCUGAUCAAAAUUUGGUGCUUGGGUCUGAAAGGAUAUUUCAAGCAUUCUGUCCAUAAAUUCGAACUUCUGUUGGCCAUUGGGACUACAAUCCACAUUAUUCCUCAACUUUAUAUGUCUGUGUUCACCUACUUUCAGGUAUUACGUAUUGUGAGACUAAUCAAGGCAUCUCCAUUGUUAGAAGGAUUUGUAUACAAGAUUUUCGGUCCUGGGAAAAAGCUCGGCAGUCUCAUAAUAUUCACUAUGUGCUUACUUAUUAUUAGCUCUUCAAUAUCAAUGCAACUAUUCUGCUUUUUGUGCGAAUUCACAAAAUUUGAAACCUUUCCUGAGGCAUUUAUGUCUAUGUUCCAAAUCUUGACCCAAGAAGCGUGGGUGGAGGUAAUGGAUGAAACAAUGGUCCGCACAAGUCAGACUCUUACACCACUCGUCGCCAUUUACUUCAUACUAUACCAUUUGUUUGUGACAUUGAUCGUGCUGUCGCUUUUCGUAGCAGUCAUCUUAGACAAUUUGGAAUUGGAUGAAGACAUAAAGAAGUUGAAACAACUUAGGUACCGCCAACAAAGUGCUGAAAUAAAGGAAAGCUUGCCAUUCAGGCUGAGGAUCUUUGAGAAAUUUCCAGACAGCCCCCAAAUGACCAAGUUGCAUAAGGUUCCAGGAGAUUUCAAUCUACCUAAGGUCCGCGAGUCGUUCAUGCGUCAGUUCGUCUGCGAGGACGGUGAAGAAGAGGUGGUGGUGGGGAGCGCGGGCGGCGGCGCGCCCGACGGCGACCAGUCGCGGCGCGCUUUUGAAUACAUCGGCGCGGCCAAGAUCGCCUUCCCCUACCGCAAGCGGUGCCUGGUCAAGACGCUGGUGGUGGCCCCGCCCUCGCAGCGACCCAGCUCGGCGCUGCGGAGACACGUCGUCGCCACUAUUAUUGAUGACUCAAACAACCAUCGACCGUUGUUGGGAGAUUCAGCAAUGCUAGCAACUGGAGGCAAAUCAGGUUUGAAAUCCCAAGGCACAAUAUCCAGCGCUAAGCAGCUACGUGUUGAUCAAAAGAAGUUUGGCUCGCGUUCCAUAAGGCGUUCUGUGCGCAGUGGCUCCAUCAAGCUGAAGCAGACUUACGAGCACUUGCUAGAGAACGGCGACAUCGGCGCGGCGUCGCGCGUCGUGCCGUCGUCGCGCGCGCGCCCGCCCUACCUCGACAUACGCCUGCUGCAGGCCAAGAGGCAGCAGGCAGAGAUGAGGCGGAACCAACGAGAAGAAGACCUCCGCGAAAACCACCCGUUGUUUGAUACGCCCCUACUGAUCGUGCCGCGGGAGUCUCGCUUCCGCAAGAUCUGCCGCGCCAUCGUGGACGCCCGCUACGACGCUCGCUUGCGAGACCCAGUCACUGGCAACGAGAGGAAAGUGCACUACAAGAGCUUCCACAAUUUCUUGGGCCUAGUGACAUACAUGGAUUGGGUGAUGAUUAUGGUGACUACUCUCUCCUGCCUGUCGAUGAUGUUUGAAACUCCCUCUUACCGCGUUAUGGAAAACUUCGUGCUACAGAUUGCUGAGUAUGGAUUUGUCAUCUUUAUGAGUCUUGAGUUGGCUCUAAAAAUCUUGGCAGAUGGAUUGUUUUUUACUCCCAAGGCCUAUCUAAAAGACGCAGCUGCUGUUCUGGACGUUUUCAUUUACAUUGUGUCGCUGACCUUCCUGUGCUGGAUGCCGCGCAGCGUGCCGCCGGGCUCGGCCGCGCAGAUGCUGAUGAUCCUGCGCUGCGUGCGGCCGCUGCGCAUCUUCACGCUCGUGCCGCACAUGCGCAAGGUGGUCUACGAGCUGUGCCGCGGCUUCAAGGAGAUCCUGCUGGUAUCGACACUGCUGAUUUUGCUGAUGUUCGUGUUUGCAAGUUAUGGCGUUCAACUUUAUGGAGGAAGAUUAGCGAGAUGCAAUGAUCCAACGAUUCACCACCGCGAAAACUGUGUGGGCGUUUUCAUGAGAAGAGUAUUUGUGACUAAGAUGAAGCUGAAACCUGGCCCUAACGAAACGUUUCCAUCUAUGCUCGUGCCACGCGUCUGGGCGAAUCCAAAACGAUUCAACUUCGAUAACAUUGGAGAUGCCUUGCUGACGCUAUUCGAAGUGCUUUCCUUCAAAGGAUGGCUUGACGUUCGAGAUGUUUUGAUAAAAGCACUGGGACCUGUACACGCGGUUUACAUACACGUCUACAUAUUCUUGGGAUGCAUGAUUGGUCUCACAUUAUUCGUGGGCGUGGUCAUUGCAAAUUACUCUGAGAACAAAGGCACCGCUCUUUUAACUGUCGAUCAGCGAAGAUGGUGUGACCUAAAAAAGAGAUUGAAAAUCGCUCAGCCACUCCAUUUGCCGCCUCGGCCUAACAAACGUAAAAUUCGUGCAUUUGCGUAUGACGUGACUCAAAAUCUUACCUUCAAACGAGUAAUUGCCAUUGUGGUACUCAUCAACAGUGCUUUGCUAGCAGUCACGUGGAACCGCCACUCGAAGUUCACGGAGCAACUGGCGCUGACGUCGGCACUACUGACGCUAGUGUUCGUGGUGGAAGUGCUGCUGAAGACCAUCGCGUUCACGCCGCGCGGCUACUGGCAGAGCCGCCGCAACCGCUACGACUUGCUCGUCACGGUAGCUGGCUGCAUAUGGAUAUUUAUGCAUUUCGUGUUGAAACUGUCCCACCUGCUCCAAAACGACCUAUCGUACUUUGUGGGCUUCAUGGUGGUGAUCCUGCGCUUCUUCACGAUCACGGGCAAGCACACCACGCUCAAGAUGCUGAUGCUGACGGUGGGCGUGAGCGUGUGCAAGAGCUUCUUCAUCAUAUUCGGCAUGUUCCUGCUGGUGUUCUUCUACGCGCUCGCCGGGACCAUCGUGUUUGGGAACGUCAAGUAUGGGGAGGGAAUUGGAAGGCGGGCAAACUUCAACUCGCCGAUCCACAGCGUGGCGAUGUUGUUCCGUAUCGUAACCGGCGAAGACUGGAACAAGAUCAUGCACGACUGCAUGGUGGCGCCGCCCUUCUGCACGCCCGCCGACAACUACUGGGAGACCGACUGCGGCAACUUCACCGCCUCGCUGGCCUACUUCUGCACCUUCUACGUCAUCAUCACUUACAUCGUGCUCAACCUGCUCGUGGCUAUUAUCAUGGAGAACUUCUCAUUAUUUUACUCGAAUGAAGAAGAUGCGUUGUUGUCGUAUGCCGACAUCAGAAACUUCCAGAAUACUUGGAAUGUCGUGGAUGUCCAUCAAAAGGGUGUGAUACCAGUGCGGAAAGUGAAGUUCAUUCUUCGUCUACUAAAAGGUCGGUUAGAAUGCGAUACUCACAAAGAGCGACUACUGUUCAAAUACAUGUGCUACGAACUUGAACGGCUUCACAACGGAGAGGAUGUCACUUUCCAUGACGUCAUCAACAUGCUCUCAUACCGCACAGUGGACAUUCGAAAAUCCCUACAAAUGGAGGAGUUGCUAGCGAGAGAGGAGUUCGAGUUUUUGGUUGAAGAGGAGGUGGCCAAGCAGACCAUACGCACGUGGCUUGAGGGAUGCUUGAAAAAGAUACGGGCCAAUAGUAGCAAACAACAAACCAGUCUCAUAGCGGGCUUAAGAAAAACAAACGAACAAACUGUUGAUCUGAACAGUGAAAAGAUGGAUAAAGAAAAACUUGAAACUGAAACUCAGAUGGCCAUAGCAAAUAUUGGGCGAUCAGAAAUAACCGAAUCAGCUUCUCAACCCGUCAUGUCCAACAUAACUUCAUCAUUUGACUCUCAAUCAAAGCGAUCGUCUACUAAAGGGCAAUUUAAAAGACCUGGAUUACCCUCUGUGACUAUACCAAGACCAGAAAGUCCCGUCAACAAAAAGUACUUACAACCUACUUUAAGCGACCCGCACCCUGCCUUAAACAAGAAGACUCCAACAGUGAUGAAGAGCAACAACCGCGCGCACAACAGCGGCGGCGGCGCGCGCGAGCAGCCGGCGUUGCACGACGUGCGCGCGUGGUGGGGCACGCAGAUCGUGCACUUCGCGCUCUUUGACACAGACUAAACUCUUACUUAUUGUAGGGAUAAUUUAAUUUAUUUAAGAAUAUGUAUGCAGUACACAUAAGUAUUUUUUAUUUUAAAAAGAAAAAAUGUUUUUUUUUUUAAUUUUAUUUAGGAAAAGACAACAAUAAUUACAAAGUACAAGGUGCCUGGAUGCGAGCGGCGCAGGACCGGUCUUUGUGGAAAUCUUUGGGGGAGGCCUUUGUCCAGCAGUGGACGUCUUUCGGCUGAAACGAACGAAUGAACGAAAUUACAAAGUGAAAACAACAUUAUAAUACAAUUUUUGUUUGAAAGUCGUAGUUCAGUUUCGUUUUCAGUUAAAAAACGAAUAACGAAAAAAUUUGCAAAAUAAAGUUCCGACUUCUUUUUUAAGCCCCAAAUUCACUGAACAUUUCUUUUUUAAGUAAACAGUAUCUCUCGAAGUAGUUACUUUAAUUUCAAGUUACGUGUGCGUGUUUUAGAGUGUAUUUGUCUUAUGAUAUUAACUAUUGUCCUUUGUUACUUAGAUUUCACUGUAGUAUUGUAAUGGUAGGUAAAGAUAGAUGAUAUUUCCAUUUUGGUAGUAUAGGCCUAUGAAGGAGUUAUUCCACUGCCAAAAAAUAUCCUAUUUCGGGAUUUUAAAGAUUAAUAUGUACGGAUUUUUCCAUCCUUUAAUUAAAAUAAGGUGCUAAGUAUGAAGUUUAUAGGCCUAAUACUAUAAGGAAAUAUCUCGUGUUUUGUUUAGAAUACACAAAAUGUAUUAGAUACUAUUGAAAGAGGUCUAAAUGAUUGUCAUUGACGCCGAUUUGGGCAGUGAUAUUUUUAUUGAUCAUAUAGAAGCUUUGGCGUGAAAUGAAAAUUGCUAAACACCUUAACUAAAUUCAAGUGACAAAAAAAUUUGCUAUAAACAUUGCGAUUUGAUAGAAACAUUGUCGCAAAAGUAUUUCAGAAUAAUUAUUACUAUAGUAGUGCUUAUUGAUUUGAUAGUAAAAUAUUCUAGUAAAUGUUGCGUGUUUAAAUAAGUAAAACAAUAUAAUUUUGUUAAUAAAGUCGUACAUCACCAACUCAUUUCAAACGUAGUGAGUGUGAAAUUAUGUAUUAGUGCCAAAUUG
Ostrinia nubilalis (European corn borer) is the source of this 6628-nucleotide messenger RNA. It is a transcript of the gene na, whose product is annotated as sodium leak channel NALCN. Gene Ontology annotation, cellular component: plasma membrane. The record is from RefSeq and is a predicted model, not a curated record. Bases 238 to 5541 code for a protein of 1767 amino acids. Gene Ontology annotation, molecular function: monoatomic cation channel activity. Gene Ontology annotation, biological process: transmembrane transport; positive regulation of synaptic transmission, GABAergic; positive regulation of synaptic transmission, cholinergic. Lineage: Eukaryota; Metazoa; Arthropoda; Insecta; Lepidoptera; Crambidae. The transcript is spliced from 35 exons.